GUGUGGGCUUCUGGAGCGGCAGCGCGUCGUUGAUGUAUCUUUUGGUGCUCUAAUCGUUUGUGUUUACGCGACGUCACCGCUAGUCGUGCCUUCCGCAGUCGGAUUUUUUAAUAUUCUAGCCGGCUUCAGGUCGAGUCCGCGUUUUCACCUCUCACUGCUAUCGCAAUCUCUUCCUAUCAAAAAGUGUCUGCACCUCUACAAAUUUCCCUCGCUUGACGCAGCAACAACCAAUCCACCCACUGCAUUCUACAAACCCUACACCACUACCAAAGGCACAUCACUGCCUUCACGAUGAAGCUCCUCAACGCCGCUCUGGUACUUGCUUUGAGCCUCUGCAAGACUACCCACGCUGCUGCGCUGCCCACUGCAUCACCCGACGUCGCCAUGUUGACCUCGGACGCCGCCGCGAAACUUGACCCACCUGCUCAUGGCAUGUGCUAUCUCUACCUCAACAUUGUCGAGAAGAACCCCCAGAACCCGCAAGAUAUCGACACCACCGUCUGGGUCGCGCUUUCGGACGGCCAGAACAAGACCAUCGAAGGCAUGACCUGGGACGACGGUGAACCUCUCAAAGGCAUGCUCAACGGAAAGUCGAUCGACGGCAAGCCACCUGGCCAAGCACUCAAGAUUCACGGUCUCUUCAAGCCCACGGACACCUUCAGCCUCAGGUGGAUCAACAUGACUCCUGGUGCCCACUGGGAGUGGUUCAGAUUUCAGUACACUGGCGGCAUGGUCGGUACUUUGGACUUUGACGAUAGCUUCAAGGGCUGGAAGGAUGCUUCGUGCAACCGCACUGAGUGGGUCAACCAGUAUCAGGACUAUUACGACAGAAUAACGACCUGCUACUUCGAGUGCUAGGCAUCAUCGGGAAAGCUGCAAGAAGUACUGAUGGUGGGUAUCCGUGGCGUCGAGAGCGACGAAUAGAUCGAUCUGCAG
Molecule: messenger RNA, 936 nt
Organism: Alternaria rosae
Lineage: Eukaryota; Fungi; Ascomycota; Dothideomycetes; Pleosporales; Pleosporaceae
Exons: 2
Coding region: 292-858 (188 amino acids)
Source: RefSeq, a predicted model, not a curated record